Molecule: messenger RNA, 2938 nt
Organism: Meleagris gallopavo (turkey)
Lineage: Eukaryota; Metazoa; Chordata; Aves; Galliformes; Phasianidae
Source: RefSeq, a predicted model, not a curated record
UGUAUGGUGAGGCUCAUCUAUUGUGAAAUGUUGGGAUAUGAGUCUUCCUUUGGAUAUAUCCAUGCAAUCAAGCUUGCACAGCAAGGGAAUCUUUUGGAGAAAAGAGUUGAGAAAAUGGUUUAACUCCAAGCAAUGCUAUGUCUGCAUACACAGAAGGAAGGCAGUGUCUUGCGGGAUAUGCUUGUUUGAUAUCCUUUGUUUGAAUUCCAUCUGGAUCAUCCACUCAAGUGUUGGAGUUUCUGAGAAAAUGCCUUACGAGUGAUGAUUUAAGGUUGCUUUUUCCCUGAGUAAUGAAAGCCAGUGCACAGAUGCUCUGGUAGUGAUUAAGAAAGUUAAUCUUCACCAAACCUGGGAGGGCAGGUGGUAAGCUGAUUUGAAGAAAACUUUAUAUGACCUCUGUUACUUGGCAGUUUCUUUAUUUCUUCAUGAAAAUCAUGAACUGCUACUUCUGCUUGUGAACACAGUUGUGAAGGUACAGUGUUUUUGGAGGUUUGGAGGUAAUCUAACCUUGGACCACUUCUUCCUAAUUUAUGUCAUACAAUAUCUCAGCUGCGUACUCAUAAGUUAUAUCUCAAGCUCUUAAAGUUCCUGUUUCUUUGGUUAUAUCAGAAUUUGAAGUGGUUUUUCCUAGCUUUUUUUGUUUUAUCUCAGUGCCUCUUUUGUUGAAGCCAUAUUUUAAAAAUUGUAAACAGGUGAUACACCAUAAAAAAUCCAUUUAUAAGACAUACUGCUUGUGUAUAUUCUAAACUUUAAAAGGAACUAUGCAUGCAUAUUUCAGUGUAAAAGUUUGCUUUUAGCUGACAGCAGGUAUCUGUUAGCUUCUUUGAGUUCUCUUAGAGUUCUUUUGGAAAUAUGCUUUGGAGUGACACUGAGAAUCCAUCACAAAGUGAUGUUUCAUAGUCUUCUAUUAGAGUACUACCUCUCACAGUUAUCAGUUCUGACUUUUUAUGUAAGGAUUACUUUUAUGCUACAUUAAGCUCAAUUGUAGACUGAAAAUAGUGCUCAUUUUUACUGUUGUGGUACAAAACUUUUAUAAUCCUUAAAAAUAUAGUUUGAAACUGGUGUUGUGGAAGGAAGUGAGAAAUGAGAGUCCAUGAGGAACUAAACCAAAACGAGCACCAAAACUGUCUGUGGCAAACAGCCCGAAUGAAUGGUGCUUUGAGCUGGACAUCUUAACUGUGUUUAAAUUGUUUUGAAAAGGGAUUCUGAUCUUAUUUCGUGACUCCAUCUGUGUUUGUAUGGUGUGGGUUUUUUUUGGUGUUAGGUUACAAUGAGCUGUACCUUCUGGUUUUAGUUGUACUGGGGACAGAUUGUGAAUUUUCAUUCUCUUCUGAGGGUGUAGAUAAUAAAAAAUAUGUAACUGCCAAUACAAUUGGGCUUGCUAGUAUUCUCUUUUUAAAUUCUUUGGGCUAGAUGAAAGGCACUGGAGAGAAUACUAUUGACUUCACUAUGAAGUAUGACUCAUCUCACUGAUUCAAGUGGGAGCUUGGCAUAGCUUCGUAAUGAUGACUGUUUCAGUAAGCAAAUGUUGAUUGUAGAUCUGUUGAAGUCAUGUACAUUUAAAAUAUGAAUGUAGCUCCAUAAUGUGAGUGUGAGGAGCUCCUUGUUUCUGUAUGAAAGAAGAGAAGAGCUUGGUUAGCUCAGUGAGAGCUGACAUGUCCCAAACACAAACGGACAGCAGGCUGCUCACCAGCAGGUUGCUUGCUGCAGUGGGCUAGAUGCAGCCUGCUGGCAAAAGGUGGGGUGUGUCUGUACAGAACUUAAAAGUCUACAUGAAAAAUGAUGGUCUUAUUUCAAUGAUUACAAUAGGACUUACAGAGCACUAAUCUAGUAGAGGUGAGCAUGGCGUUAACCAUUGUCAGCCAGAUCUUUCCACGGGAGAUGAUUCCAGCUGUUCUUCCCUUAAUAGAAGACAAGCUCCAGCAUUCUAAGGAAAUUAUCCGAAGAAAAGCUGUUCAGGCUUUAUAUAAAUUCUAUCUCAUUGCUCCUAACCAAGUACAGCAUAUUCAUGAUAAGUUCCGGAAAGCCUUAUGUGACAGAGAUGUUGGAGUCAUGGCUGCUUCUUUGCAUAUUUAUCUUGAAAUGAUUAAGGAAAACUCGUCUGGGUAUAAAGACUUGACAGAGAGCUUUGUAAUCAUCCUAAAGCAGGUCGUGGGAGGGAAGCUCCCUAUUGACUUCAAUUAUCACAGCGUGCCAGCACCAUGGUUACAAAUUCAGCUUUUAAGAAUACUGGGGCUGUUAGGAAAAGAUGAUCCAAGGACAAGUGAACUGAUGUAUGAUGUUUUGGAGGAGUCUCUAAGAAGAGCAGAGAUAAAUCAUAAUAUUACAUAUGCCAUCUUGUUUGAAUGUGUCCAAACAAUUUAUACAAUUUACCCCAAAUCUGAAUUACUUGAAAAGGCUGCCAAGUGCAUUGGAAAAUUUGUUUUGUCACCCCAAAUUAAUUUGAAAUACUUAGGUUUAAAGGCUCUGACAUGUGUUAUUCAGCAGGAUCCUAAUCUGGCACUUGAGCACCAGAUGACAAUUAUUGAAUGUCUGGACCAUCCUGAUCCCAUUAUUAAAAGGGAGACUUUAGAAAUUCUUUAUAGAAUUACAAAUGGACAUAAUGUGAUUGUCAUUGUUCAGAAGAUGCUUGACUACUUAAAAGAAACCAAGGAAGAAUAUGCUAUCAUCACCUUAGCUGGCAAAAUAGCAGAGCUAGCUGAGAAAUAUCCUUUUAUUUUUCAGAAGCCUUUUGAUACCUUUCAAAGGAUCUUUCAUGAUCUUUUGAAAUACAAAGUGUUACAGUUGUGCUUUUCACUCUUUAAAAUGCAAACAAAGAAGUGUGCGUAUUCUUUUUUCUGUACUGUUGAAAGUGUCCAUUCAGUAAAGUGCAUUGUGAUUUAUUUGAGGACAGGCAGAAAUGAAAGUUUUUUUAAUCUCCAGAGUUAGCAAAGGCUGU